GAUUUUCAUUGCAUGGUUCGUCUACAAAACUAAUUUUAUUAUAGAUAAUGAAUAUUUUGAGAUUGAACUAUAAAUUACGCAUCGUUUUGACAGUCAUAAAAAAAGUUGUCUAUACAUUUUGGUGAAAUAUAUGAACAAAGAGAAUCAAUUCCGGAAUAAUCUACCCGAUGUCCUCUUAAAAUGAAAUGGCAGAUAAAGUCAAGAAGAAUAAAAUUAAACAAUAAAAUCGGUGACUUAUAAUCUUGCAUUAAUAUAUAUUGCCCAAAGAGUGCAAAAACAGACCUUUGCAUAAGUAUUCUUUGAUUGUCUGUUCAAUCGCGGAUAUAUAUAAGCAAAUCGAAUUCUCAUUUGAAUGGAACAAAAAAAAAAAAAUCAAGCAAUUGCAAAACUUUACUAAAUCAAUAUGAAAUUCUCUUCUUUAAUAUUCAUGUCCUUUGCUUUUGUUGCCUAUGUGUCUGCACAGGAAGACGAGACCACGACAUACUAUUGUGUCGGCAAUGAUCAAUCGGGGCAGUGUAUGAUCCAUGGGUUUGAAACUACUCCUUGUCCAUCCUUUGGUAUGUUGCUUAACUGUCUAGGAGGUUACAGCAGAAGAUGUGGUGGCUGCCAGUCAAAGACUGCGGAAGGUGACGUUAUAUAUGGUGAUGCAAUGAAUAAAUGGUGUUCAGACAAAGGCGGUAUGGUAGUCACUGUAUCUAAAUUGCGUGCUUGUAAUCUGUAAAUUACACCUCAUAGUUGUAUGCUUAAAUUUAACUUUAAUAAACCAUUUAAUUUAUUUAUUUA
Molecule: messenger RNA, 783 nt
Organism: Mucor mucedo
Lineage: Eukaryota; Fungi; Mucoromycota; Mucoromycetes; Mucorales; Mucoraceae
Exons: 1
Coding region: 404-721 (105 amino acids)
Source: RefSeq, a predicted model, not a curated record